GGACUUGAAUGAGUAUGUUAGGUAUGUCCAAACUUUUGACUGAUACUGUAUGAGGUAUUGACUCAUAUACUACUGAAUAUCUUUAACUCAACUAUGACGCUGUCGAUUUUUACAACAUCACAAUUGAAUAUGAAAUAGUAAAGCAAAUUAUACAAAUGUAGCCAGACUUUUAAAAACUUUUUGGAAAGGGUGAUAAAAUGUCGCGAUAUGCGCAAUGUCCUCUGCUCUUUGUGGUUGUCUCAACCAAUAAAAUCUCGCUCUGGGUUCCUGCUUCUAGCUUCCAUUACACAACGACACGCACCACCACCAGUUAGUAAGCGUUGUCGGUUUAAAGGCUUUAGACCACCUAACUAUAGUGUCAUGAAAAUAAGCAAAAAUAAUUUACAGUAAUAUAUAUCAACUGUAUCUUUAAGGUUCAUUCAUUCGGAAAUUGACAAAAGAAGAAAAGACGAGCGAAACCUAAGGGACGUCGACAAACCGGCAAACAAAGAGAUCCCUUCUCGACGACAACAUUUUUCCUCAAUAUUCUUUAGUUAUGAGUCAUGUGGCCGUCGAAAAUUUACACGGUCUAGAACAGCAG
Molecule: messenger RNA, 580 nt
Organism: Salvelinus sp. IW2-2015
Lineage: Eukaryota; Metazoa; Chordata; Actinopteri; Salmoniformes; Salmonidae
Source: RefSeq, a predicted model, not a curated record